AUGGCGAAGCGCACGAAGAAGGUCGGAGUCGUCGGUAAAUACGGCACUCGCUACGGCGCUUCUCUGAGGAAGCAGGUGAAGAAGAUCGAAUUGCAGCAGCACGCCAAGUAUUCCUGCCCCUUUUGCGGCAAGAUGGCGACGAAGCGCCAAGCCGUCGGGAUCUGGAAGUGCCGAGGAUGCUCGAAAGUGAUGACCGGAGGAGCCUGGACUCUUCAGACGGCAGCCGCAGCGACCGUGCGCUCCACAGUCGCUCGCCUGCGCAAGCAAAUCGGCGAGACCCAGACGGUGUGA
Neospora caninum is the source of this 291-nucleotide messenger RNA. RefSeq names its product Ribosomal protein L37a, related. The transcript is spliced from 3 exons. The coding region runs from base 1 to 291 and encodes 96 amino acids. The record is from RefSeq and is a predicted model, not a curated record. Gene Ontology annotation, cellular component: ribosome. NCBI's taxonomy places the organism in Eukaryota, Apicomplexa, Conoidasida, Eucoccidiorida, Sarcocystidae. Gene Ontology annotation, molecular function: structural constituent of ribosome. Gene Ontology annotation, biological process: translation.